AUGAAACUCCACUCUUCCUCUUCAGCAGUAUCAUCAUGGUCCGCCCUUCUUUUGUUUCCCUUGGGUUUUGUUGUUGCGAGUGCCCAACCUGCUCAAGGCAAUCGUCCCUUUGGUGGUGGCAAUUUUGGCAGUCUACCUGGAUUUCCAGGAUUAUUGCAACCAGAUUUUAUCAGCAAAAAGACCUGUGAUGCGAGAUGGGAAUGUCCCUUGUCCUUGCAUGGGAAUGAGGAGGAUGGCGAUGCCAAUGAUAAUGAUAACACGGAUUUAAUGGGAAUCUUUGUAUGUCGCCAGACGUACCAUCCCAUCUUUGGUACUCUUCAAACCAGAGCCAAAUGCAUUUCCAUGGACCAAGCCUACGAAACAGACGAGUGUGGUUGCUGUGGUGAUGACGACUGCCCAGCACCCAUUCCAAGAUUUCAGAACAUUUCUUGUGAUGCUACGAGUGCUACUACUACCACCCCUCCCGACGAUGGAUUGAUUGGUGACGAGGAGGGAAGUGUUUUUACUACCACUGCCAAGAAUGACGAUGAUGAUCCACAAGAUCGUCGAGGCCUCCGUGGCCUUACUGCUGCGGAAAGAAAUGAUCUUCCCGCCAAUGCGGUUAUGGUCUGUCGCCGACAUUACAAUCCUUACACGGGAAUUCCAGAAUGUAUGAGCAUGUACAUCGACCCUUCGAAGUCUAUCGAAGGAGCAGACUUUUGUGGCUGCUGUGAUGGGAUUUGCCCAGACGAUUUGGACACGGCAACUCCUUUCUUUCCUCGACCAGACCAUGUGGAGCUGACUUGGUGCGAGGCGAAAGAAGAUUCUGGCAGAUGUACUUUGCCACCCUCAACAAGUAAUAGCAAUGGUGGCGACGAUGCUGAGACCACAGAAGGUGUCUUUGUCUGUCGUACUAUGGCCAACAUGUUGACAGGAGUCGCCGAAAGUCAAGCACUUUGCAUUCCCCCUGAUCGGGCUUGGGAGACUGACCAGUGUGGAUGCUGUGGGGAAGAGUGUCCAGAGCAGCCAAUUCCAGUCGAUUUGGAAUGUAAGAUUAAUGGCAACGGGGUUCCUCUGGAAACAAUCACUCAAGAAUGUCCGUUCGAAAAUGGGGAUACUGGUAUCUUUGCUUGUCGAUCACUCUUUCACCCAUUAGAUGGGAGUGCCAUUCAACGAACGUUGUGCUUGAAGGGCAAUGAAGACGAUGGGGGCGAAACUGGCUGGGCGACUGAUCAAUGUGGCUGCUGUGGAUCCUCCUGUCCUGAUCCACCCCAAAGAGGUUUCCCUACAGUGGACAAGCAGAUGAUGGAAUCGUCCUUGGAAGAAGACGGUUUGAACUCUGAUUUUCGGUGUGGCCUUAGGUAUUGGGUUGGUAUUAUUGACGUUGGUUGCCAUUGCAAUGGUAUUGUUUCCGAGUUUCAAUCGUUCUCGCGACAACAACACCACACCCUACAAGUAUUAAUCACGACGGGAAUUUAA
This is a messenger RNA of Cylindrotheca closterium, 1458 nucleotides long. The record is from the annotation of a GenBank genome assembly. Lineage: Eukaryota; Bacillariophyta; Bacillariophyceae; Bacillariales; Bacillariaceae.